AUGUGGUGUGGUAUGAUGAUGAUUUCCGGGGCCGGGUCUUGCCGUGAACAAGAUCCACCUUGUUCUGUUGCCGAUGGCAGCUGCCUUCCCGCUGAAGGCCACGAGCAAUCACAAGAUAAGGCUGACUGCAUAUACACAAACAUUGAUCUACCUCAAACUGAACCACCUUCGCAAUUGUCGUCGCAGUCGCUCGCUUCAUUUGCCCCUCAACACCUGAUCUGCCAACACCCAAAAGAGGCUGCUGCCAUUGAGCAACACAGCUAUCAACCAUGA
Scutellospora calospora is the source of this 273-nucleotide messenger RNA. NCBI's taxonomy places the organism in Eukaryota, Fungi, Glomeromycota, Glomeromycetes, Diversisporales, Gigasporaceae. The record is from the annotation of a GenBank genome assembly.